AUGGUCGACUACGCCAAGAAGAAGAACGACGAGCUCGCCGCGCUAUGCAAGGAGCGCAGCCUGCCGCAUACUGGAAAAAAGGCCGACUUGGUCAAGCGCUUGGAGGACUUCGAUGCCAAAGAUGCCUCUGCGCCUGAUUCUGCGCCGGCCAAGUCAGUUGCAGCCGAAGACGAGAUCGACUGGGACGAUGAUGCAAAGGCCGCCACAACGGAGCCUGCGGCAGCUGCCAUUGCAGCUGGCGGCGUCGGUGAGGUUGCGAACCCACUCGCUGUGCCGAAUCAAGAAGCCGCGAUCGAUCCUUCCAAGACAAACGACCUCACCGUGGUAGCUCCGUCUGAACAGCCCGCCGCACAAGAAGCUGAGUCGGAGUCGACAAUGGAACAUCGGACACUGGCUGCGGAAAUUGAGAAGCGGAAGGCGCGUGCGCGCAAAUUCGGCAUGCCUGAGAACAGCGAGGAAAUCAAAGCUUUGGAACGAGCGCUAAGGUUCGGAGCCACUGAUCUGCCUGGCUUGCUGAACAAGGCACUUCCAGCGAAGUCGGAGCGAACAGACAGAAAGCGUGGUCGGGCAAGCGUGGAGCCAGAGGGUGGUGUGCGCAAGGCAGCAAGCCGAGCGCGCAAGGGCGGUGACCGUCCGAAGCCUGUCAACGGCAAGACGGAGACCUCAAAGCCUUCGCAGGGCGGUGCCGCUUGGAUGAACGACAAGGAUCGCGAGGCCGCUGAGCGUCGGAAGGCUAAAUUCGCUACUGCGGCUUGA
Ramularia collo-cygni is the source of this 756-nucleotide messenger RNA. RefSeq lists its product as uncharacterized. Gene Ontology annotation, cellular component: nucleus. Lineage: Eukaryota; Fungi; Ascomycota; Dothideomycetes; Mycosphaerellales; Mycosphaerellaceae. The coding region runs from base 1 to 756 and encodes 251 amino acids. Gene Ontology annotation, biological process: poly(A)+ mRNA export from nucleus. The transcript has a single exon. The record is from RefSeq and is a predicted model, not a curated record.